AUGUCGGCAGUACCGUGCUCGGGUGCUUCAUCCUCGGGGCCGGUUCCCGGGAUGUCCAUGUUCCGCUGGCUGGAGGUCCUGGAGAAGGAGUUUGACAAAGCCUUCGUAGAUGUGGAUCUGUUGCUGGGAGAGAUAGACCCUGACCAGGCCGACAUCACCUAUGAGGGCCGCCAGAAGAUGACCAGCCUGAGCUCCUGCUUCGCUCAGCUGUGUCAUAAAGCGCAGACCGUCAGCCAGAUCAACCACAAGCUGGAGGCUCAGCUUGUAGAUUUGAAGUCGGAGCUGACAGAGAAUCAAGCAGAAAAGGUGGUGCUGGAGAAAGAGGUGCAUGAUCAGUUGCUUCAACUCCAUGCUGUGCAAUUACAGCUGCAUUCCAAGACAGGACAAAAUGUGGAUUCAGGAGCGAUCAAAGCCAAACUGUCUGUCCCUACUCUGGAAGUCAUGGAAAAAGAACUGGAGGCCAACAAGAAGGAGAAGGUAAAGGAAGCACAGCUGGAGGCAGAAGUUAAAUUGCUUAGAAAAGAAAAUGAAGCUCUUCGCAGACAUAUCGCUGUACUCCAGGCAGAGGUGUAUGGAGCAAGGCUGGCUGCUAAGUACUUGGAUAAAGAACUGGCUGGAAGGGUCCAGCAAAUUCAGUUGCUUGGUCGAGAUAUGAAGGGUCCUGCACAUGACAAGCUAUGGAAUCAGCUUGAGGCUGAAAUUCACUUACACAGACAUAAAACCGUUAUCAGAGCCUGUCGAGGGCGAAAUGAUUUGAAGCGCCCUCUGCCAGCUCCUCCAGGACAUGACCCAGAAUGCUUAAAGAAAAGUCAAGGAGUUGGGCCAAUCAGAAAAGUUAUUUUGGUUAAAGAAGAUCAUGAAGGACUUGGUAUAUCUAUCACAGGGGGAAAAGAACAUGGAGUACCAAUUCUUAUAUCAGAAAUUCACCCAGCACAGCCAGCUGACCGUUGUGGUGGACUUCAUGUUGGCGAUGCAAUUUUGGCAGUAAAAUGGCAUAAAUUUGAGAGAUGCUAAACACAAAGAAGCAGUUACUAUCCUGUCCCAGCAGAGGGGAGAAAUUGAGUUUGAAGUAGUGUAUGUUGCUCCAGAAAUAGACUCCGAUGAUGAAAAUGUAGAGUACGAAGAUGAAAGUGGACAUCGUUAUCGCUUGUAUCUUGAUGAGCUAGAGGAAGGUGGAGCUAACCCUGCAGUACCUAACAAAGAAGGAAGUGGUGAUCCUAAACCACUAAGAGUAUUUGACCAGAAGCAUCACGUAGAAGGACAUGAAAAUGGAGACCUGGAGCCAUCAAGUGAAUCCCUUUCAGGGGACACCGCUUCCAAGCUAGCAUAUUCUUCAGAGUCCCUGUCGUAG
Molecule: messenger RNA, 1351 nt
Organism: Staurois parvus
Lineage: Eukaryota; Metazoa; Chordata; Amphibia; Anura; Ranidae
Source: the annotation of a GenBank genome assembly